This is a messenger RNA of Dermacentor silvarum, 510 nucleotides long. RefSeq names its product neprilysin-2-like. Lineage: Eukaryota; Metazoa; Arthropoda; Arachnida; Ixodida; Ixodidae. The transcript has 2 exons. Bases 14 to 487 code for a protein of 157 amino acids. The record is from RefSeq and is a predicted model, not a curated record. Gene Ontology annotation, biological process: protein processing. Gene Ontology annotation, molecular function: metalloendopeptidase activity. Gene Ontology annotation, cellular component: plasma membrane.
UGGUCAUGAGAUUAUGCACAUGUACGACGUAUUGGGCAUAACAUACGACGAAAAUGCCCAGAAGGGACUCUGGUUAACACCACAGUUCAUAGCGGAAUACGGAAAAAGGGCGGUCUGUGUGCGGCGAUCGAAUAUAGAGCUCAGAAAGAAGGUGGCCCGGCAGGCGAUGGCAAACGAUUUUCUCGACUCGGAGAACCUGGCCGACUUCGUUGGCACCGCAGCAUCGUACUCGGCGUAUGCUUUGUUGCCGCCUUCCCAACGGCAGAAGACGCUUUUGGGUCUCAACAUAACGGCCGAACGACUGUUCUUUAUCAACCACUGCGUCAAGUAUUGCAACCGGUAUAGCGACACUGAUACCGAGCGCCAUUCUCCAUUCCACGUCCGCUGCGAGGUGCCACUUAUGCACAUGCCAGAAUUCUCGGCCGCCUUCCAGUGCGCGCCGGGGUCGCAUAUGAACCCAAAGACCAAGUGUGCCUUCUGGUCGUGAAAGGAUGACACUGGUCGGCGUAG